Messenger RNA from Penicillium angulare, 1773 nucleotides. RefSeq names its product GTPase-activating protein GYP1. Gene Ontology annotation, biological process: activation of GTPase activity. The record is from RefSeq and is a predicted model, not a curated record. Gene Ontology annotation, molecular function: GTPase activator activity. The transcript has 8 exons. Lineage: Eukaryota; Fungi; Ascomycota; Eurotiomycetes; Eurotiales; Aspergillaceae. Bases 1 to 1773 code for a protein of 590 amino acids. Gene Ontology annotation, cellular component: Golgi apparatus.
AUGGCAAACAAGAAAACUCACCAGGAAAUGGUUCAAGUUGAUAACUCCGAACGUGCAGAUUCUCCUUUCUGGGCUGGCCGGUCCGUAUCCCUGAAUCGAUCAACCCCAAAGCUGCAUGGCCAGAACACCGUAGUCGGUGCUUCCUAUUCCCAUGCCAAUAUUGUACAAGGUACCCCAUCCAAUCCCCAUUCCCGCCCCAGAACGCCCCCGAAGCCGUCCGCCACCAAUGCGCCCUCGCAUCUGGCUCACCGAUCCGGGAAUGUCGCCUCCCCUCCACGAGAUCCAUACGCCAUAAUGAGCUCGGGAGUAGACGAGUGGAGCCGUGAUCCAACUGAAGACGACGAGGACGAAGAUGACGAAAUUGUGUAUGAUGACGAUGAAGACGAGUUUGGGCUUCCGAGCUUGGCGAGUAUGAGGAGAAAGAAAAUACCUUCUUCUUCGAAAGCCAAGAAUAUCGACCCGGGUGGAGCUGUGGGAGGAUUUCCUGGCUCCCUAGGAUUUGGGCUUUCAAGUAACAACCGCCAACGAGCAAAUAGCUCAGACAUCGCCGAGGAACGUGGCACCCCCAUGUAUCCUACAGCACGAAAGGGCGACGGAAAGAUCCUUCGCCCUCAAUAUAAAGAUAUCUUACAAGACCCCGCAAAUGCUUUGAACCUCAUCAGUCAUACCGCCCCGCCUACGAAUGCAUCCCCUAAGGAGAGGGAAAUCCAUACAAGCCGCAUAUCUCGAAUAAACAAGUUCAAGCGCAUUCUUCAGGCAAGCACAGUCUCUCUUACCGAGCUCCGGGAUUUGGCAUGGUCUGGAGUUCCCGAGGAAGUCAGGCCCAUGACCUGGAAACUUUUACUCGGCUAUCUACCUACCAAUAGCGAAAGACGUAUCUCUACGUUGGAAAGAAAGCGCAAAGAAUACUUGGAUGGAGUCAGACAGGCAUUUGACCGUGGGAGUGGAGCGGCUUCAAAUCCUCCGGCUUCGAGCACAAAGCGUGGCAGGGGACUGGAUGAGGCAGUUUGGCAUCAAAUCAGUAUCGAUGUGCCACGAACAAGCCCACAUAUUCCCCUCUAUGGGUACGAAGCCACCCAGCGGUCUUUGGAGCGCAUCCUAUAUGUUUGGGCCAUUCGGCACCCGGCCAGUGGAUAUGUUCAAGGAAUCAACGACUUGGUGACACCGUUUUGGCAAGUGUUCUUGGGAGUAUAUAUCACAGACCUCAAUGUUGAAGAGGGUAUGGAUCCGGGUCAGUUACCACGAAGUGUGCUUGAUGCAGUCGAAGCCGAUACGUUCUGGUGUAUUACCAAGCUGUUGGAUGGAAUUCAAGAUAAUUAUAUCUAUGCCCAACCUGGAAUUCACAGGCAAGUUCGAGCACUGCGUGACCUGACGAAGCGUAUCGACUCUGCACUUGCAAAACAUCUUGAGAACGAAGGCGUAGAAUUCAUGCAAUUCAGUUUUCGGUGGAUGAAUUGCUUGCUGAUGCGGGAAAUGAACAUCAAGAACACGAUACGCAUGUGGGAUACGUAUAUGGCGGAGGAGCAGGGCUUCUCACGAUUUCAUCUAUAUGUAUGCGCCGCUUUUCUGGUCAAAUGGACGGACCAGCUGGUCAAAAUGGACUUUCAGGAAGUUAUGAUGUUCUUACAAGCAUUACCAACGAGAGACUGGACCGAGAAAGACAUUGAGCUUUUACUAAGCGAGGCGUUUAUCUGGCAGAGUCUAUUCCAAGAUUCUGCCGCUCAUCUUCGACCUGCUGGUGAUACGCCUCCUGAAAGUGGUAUCUUUUAUUGA